This is a messenger RNA of Callorhinchus milii (elephant shark), 4840 nucleotides long. RefSeq names its product DNA topoisomerase II binding protein 1 (gene topbp1). The transcript has 27 exons. NCBI's taxonomy places the organism in Eukaryota, Metazoa, Chordata, Chondrichthyes, Chimaeriformes, Callorhinchidae. The coding region runs from base 8 to 4516 and encodes 1502 amino acids. Gene Ontology annotation, biological process: mitotic DNA replication checkpoint signaling; DNA replication initiation; mitotic G2 DNA damage checkpoint signaling. The record is from RefSeq and is a predicted model, not a curated record.
ACAGAAAAUGUCAAAACCUGACAACUUGCCUUUUGUAAAAUUUGUAACAACGGAAAAAAUAAAUUCUGAAUAUUUUACCAAAGCUUAUGAGGCUGUGGAAGAAUUUCAGCCAGAGGACCUUUUGCAGAGUGUACAGGAAAAUGAAGCAGUUUGUCUGAAAGAAAAAGACAGCUCACUUUAUAUAUGUGACUCCUUUGAAGGAGAAGCUUUUAAUCAUCUCAAAAAGCUUGGCUGUAGGAUUGUUGGCCCACAAGUUGUGCUAUUCUGCGUUCAGCAACAGCAGUGUGUGCCCAAAGCUGUACAUCCUGUUUACAACAUGGCCAUGUCUGGCGUGGUGAUUUCAUGCACAAGCCUGAACAAGGAGAUCAGGGAUGAAGUACAUAAAUGUGUACAGCUGAUGGGUGGGAGGAUUUCACGGGAUUUCAAUAUCUCAGUGACUCAUCUCAUAGCUGGAGAGGUUGGAAGUAAGAAGUAUUUAGUGGCUGCUAGUCUGAAGAAACCUAUUUUACUUCCAUCCUGGGUGAAAACAUGCUGGGAACAGUCUCACCAUGGCAUGAUUAGCUACACAGAUAUGAACCUGGAAGAACAUCUCUGUCCUCCAUUCCUUGGAUGUACCAUCUGUGUGACUGGGCUGAGUAGUCUCGAUAGGCAGGAGGUGAAACGUCUUACACUGGAGCACGGUGGGCAGUACACAGGGCAGCUGAAGAUGAAUGACUGUACGCAUCUUAUAGUGCAAGAAGCUAAAGGCCAGAAGUUUGAAUGUGCACAAAAGUGGAAUGUGUACUGUGUAUCCAUCCAGUGGUUCUUUGACUCCAUUGAAAAUGGUACAUGUCAGGAUGAAUCCAUCUAUAAAGUUGAACGCCAUCCAGAAUCUGGGGACAGUGCUCCAAGUAGCUCAACUCCAACCAACAAUGGAAACCCACUGAAUUCUCAACCACUGCCAGACCUCAGUCACAUUUCCAACAUUAGCAUGAGCAGUGUCAAUGAAUCUGCCUUUUCUGCCAUGUCCACUAAGCUGGAAAUGCCUUCUGAUCCUCUUGAAGCUCUGGAUAUCAGCGGUUUUGAAAUUUCUGAAGACUUGUUAGAUGGAUGUAAAAUUUAUUUAUCUGGAUUCAGUGGUAAGAAGUUGGAUAAAUUGCGUCGAAUGAUUAAUUUUGGUGGCGGAGUGCGGUUCAAUCAGUUCAGUGAAGAUGUUACUCAUGUGAUUGUAGGAGAAGAGGAGAAGGAACUGAAAGUGUGUUUAAACAAAAUGUCACACAGGCCACAUGUGGUUACAGCAAGGUGGUUGGUGGAAUGCUUUUCCAAGAGCUGUCUUCUUCCUGAGGAGCGGUAUUUCCAUCCAACCUAUCAGCCUGCUGACGUUCUGAUCACAGAGAAGCCAAGCACCAAGCAAGCUCGUUUGACUGUAAAUAGUAAUAAAGCAGUGACGACCAGUCCAGGCAGACAACAGAAGGCGGAUGAGGAUCUGCUUUCCCAGUACAUGGACAACGACACAACCAUAGUUGGACUUGUAAAUCAUGAACAAUCAGAGAGUAACUUCCAAGACACAACCAGGGUUAAUGUUCAGGAACAGAACAGGCCUGCGAACGAUUCCACAUUCUGGACUGAGCCUGCAGCUGAGGAGAGUCUGUUCAACAAGAAGAGGUUUCUGGUAUUUGGCUUCAGUAAUGAAGAUGCUGUUUAUCUGGGUGAAUUAAUCCGGGACAGCGGUGGCAGAGUGUUACCACCCCACAGCCGCGUGGUUGCGGACUACGCUGUUGUUCCUUUGCUGGGAACUAAAGUGGAUGCGACUGUAGCAGAAGUGGUUACAAACACAUGGCUGAUGAUGUGCAUUGAUCAGCAGUGUAUAUUGGCCUUACGGUCCAAUGCCCUCUUUACUCCUAUGUCCGUUAUGGAUGGAAGCACUCCCUUGAACGACUGCGUACUUUCUGUUAGCCAAUUUACUGGGGCAGAGAGAGAUGCACUAAUUAACAUAGCACAACAUCUUGGAGCAAGAGUGCAGGAGUAUUUUGUUCGAAAAGCAAACUUAAGGAAGGGCAUGCUUGCCAGCUCUCACCUUGUACUGCGAGAACCUGAAGGCUCCAAAUAUGAAGCUGCUAAAAAGUGGAACUUACCAGCUGUGACAGUAGCCUGGCUGUUCGAGACGGCUCACACAGGGAAGAAAGCUCAGGAAAAUGAUUUCCUGGUGGAAAAUGCUACUGAUGUAGGUAACGCUGCUCAGGCCUCCAAAUCCGCUGAUAUGAACAGAGUGCAAGAACACAGACCUGACACUCCCUCGUCCAGGCUAGAGACUCGGCUCAACCCUGCUGUCACCCCACUGGACUUCAACAAAUUCCAGAGUAAGGCCUUCCAGUCAGUUCUAGCUCGGCACAAUGACACAAAGAGUACAGGAACUGAGGCCGCUCCCCAGAGAGAAAGCCCCCUGCAGCUCGAUACUCCUUCAAAAUUCUUGAGCAAGGAUAAGCUGUUCAAGCCAUCGUUUGACGUUCAGGAUGCUUUGGCAGCUCUGGAAACUCCGGGUGGUCCUCACCAGCGGAGCAGGAAGAUGAGCACUCCACUGUCUGAGCUGAUUGGCAGGAACCUCAAGGUGGCUCUGGCAAACAGCACUCGCAACGUGGCAGCAGCUUCCGCAGCCAGCCCACGGCUUCACGUUUCUGAUGCAGUAAAGGUAAAACAGGAAGACAAAUUGCUGGUAAAUGUGGUGAUUUGUGUGAGUAAGAAGUUGGGUAAAAAACAGGGCAAUCUGAACGCCAUUGCAGCCUCUCUUGGAGCAGAAUACAGGUGGAGUUAUGAUGAAACAGUAACUCAUUUCAUCUACCAGGGACGGCAGAAUGACAACCAUCGAGAAUACAAGGCUGUCAAAGACAAAGGUGUAUACAUUGUCUCUGAACACUGGCUGUUAGCGUGCGCUGAUGAGCAGAAACGAGUGGCCGAGUCGCUCUAUCCUCACACCUACAACCCAAAGAUGAGUCUGGACAUCAGUGCAGUUCAAGACGCCAGAGUCUCCACUCGCAUGUUCGCUUCACAAGUCAGACAAGAUACUGAACAGAGCUGUACUGUGGAUGAGGAAAUGGGGACUGAGAGUGAUGAACACUCAAAUGAAGAAAUUGCACUUAAUCAAGAGCGAAAUGUUCCAAAUGAAGGAAGUGGAGAUUUGACGGAAACCUCAGAAAUGAGGGAGAAUUUUCAACGUCAGUUAGAGGAGAUCAUGUCUGCUACGAAGGUAGAGAAGGGAGCAGGUCACCAUGGCUCCUUAUCCAGGGUAGCUUUGGAUUACUCUCCGUCAUUAGCUGAGAAUGCUGUUCGUUUAGAGCGGAGCAGAGCACUGGAAUCUCUGAGGCGAUCACGGCCAGCAGCCAUGGAUAUCAACACGGAGCCCUCACAGAAUGAGCAGAUUAUUUGGGAUGAUCCAACAGCCAGAGAAGAAAGGGCCAAGCUGGCUAACAAUAUGCAGUGGCCAGGCAGCCCCUCGCAGUACUCUGAGCAGUUUCAAAGAAACCUGGAGAAAGCAGAGGAUGAACUUGUGAAACACAGGGAUUCCCUAACUGACACAGAAAUGGCCAAAGUAGUGACCUGCGAUUUUGACUUUACUUAUGUAACGGAAGCAUCAUCAUCUCGAGCCAAGAGAAGCUGCGAGAUUCCAGCCAAGGAUGAGGAGCUGAUUCUCACCCCUCAGGCUCCCAGUAUAGCAUUUCCACUGGCAAAACCCCCCGUGGCACCGCAGCCUAAAGAGCAGGUUCACGUUAAUCAGAGUAAGACGAAAGAAGUGCACGUUCAACGCAGAUUCCAGUUAUCUUCUCUCAACCCUCAGGAGCGAAUUGACUAUUGCCAUCUCAUUGAGGAGCUAGAUGGAGUGGUGCUGGACAGGCAGUGCUUUGACCCUUCCUGCACGCACAUCAUUGUGGGGCAGCCCCUGCGAAACGAAAAAUACUUGGCUUCCAUGGCAGCUGGGAAGUGGGUCCUUCAUCGAUCCUAUUUGGAAGCUUGCAGAACUGCGGCCAAAUUUAUCCAGGAGGAAACAUAUGAGUGGGGAAGCAGUUUUGUGCUGGACGCUCUGCCAAAUCUUGGUGUGCAGCAGAAGAAGCUGGCAGUAGCGGCCAUGAUGUGGAGGAAAAGGCUGGAGAAGCAAAGGCUCGAGAGCACUGAUGUGGAGAUUGGUGCGUUUAGUGGUUGGAAGAUUAUUUUAAAUGUUGAUCAGUCCAAGGAGGCGGGAUUCAGACGACUACUGCUUUCAGGUGGAGCUAAGGUUUCUCCCAGCCAUUUGCCAUUUGACUACAGGGGCGCAACCCACCUGUUUGCUGACUUCAGCAAAUUAAAGCCGGAUGACCCGCGAGUGAAUGUUGCUGAGGCUGUUAAACAAAGAGUGAUGUGCCUCAAGCCAGAGUACAUUGCAGACUAUCUCAUGCAGGAGUCUCCUCCUUCAGUAGAAAAUUACUUUCUUCCUGAAGCUGUGCAGCUUUUACAAGACCCCAGAAUGGGGAUAUCUCGGAAACGAAAAUCACUUGAAGAGUUCUGAUGCUAAAAACGUAUCUUUUUUUCCAAUUAUUUAUAUUUCUCCUUUGAACCUACUCUCAGUAUCCAGCCACCCUCAGCUCAGCACAAGAAAUUACAUUCUGAUAACUCAACACAUUUUUUCUCAGUUCACAUUGUUCACAUUUGUGAAGAAAUGUGAUUCAUAAAACCAGCAAGUGCAAUGAACAAUUUUAUCCUGACACAUUAGAAGAUGCAACUCGGCAAUAUUAAAAAUAUCCAGUUGAAAUGAAUUUAUCAGGACUCUUAUGUUUAUUCUGUCUACAAACUAGAUAUUUGAUUGUAUACUUAAAUAAAUUUCUUUACCUCA